AUGCAUAAAUCCACCGUUGAUCCCGGCAAAUUAAGCUUUGAUGAAAGGAAAAGAAAUAUUGAUGACGCUAUUAAAUGGUUGUGUAGCGAAUUUGAAUCAUUAUCGAAACAAAGCAGAGAUUUAAAGAUACAAUUUACUAGUUUACAAGCCGAUAUUGAAUGUGAAAAAAAAAUUCAACGUAAAGAAAACCGGCAACAACUUACCAAAACAGUCUAUGAACCAUUUAAGGAAGUUGAUCUCGAUAGUAGGGCAAAUAAAGGAAGCAAGUUAACAAGCCCUUCUGGUACUAUAAGACGUCAACUAAAGUCACGUAGCGUUCUAUAUAAUUGA
This is a messenger RNA of Trichoplax adhaerens, 330 nucleotides long. RefSeq lists its product as uncharacterized. The record is from RefSeq and is a predicted model, not a curated record. Bases 1 to 330 code for a protein of 109 amino acids. The transcript has 2 exons. NCBI's taxonomy places the organism in Eukaryota, Metazoa, Placozoa, Uniplacotomia, Trichoplacea, Trichoplacidae.